Molecule: messenger RNA, 2028 nt
Organism: Clonostachys solani
Lineage: Eukaryota; Fungi; Ascomycota; Sordariomycetes; Hypocreales; Bionectriaceae
Source: the annotation of a GenBank genome assembly
AUGGCAAAACAUGGACGCCGUAUGACGGCUCACGCACAAUCGCCUCUGGCGCUAGCCAGAAGCUCUCUCUCCAAGCUGGCAAAGAGGUUCCACAGUGGCCCAGGUGACAAGUUCCGCGUGAAGAUCCCCAACCGCGAACUUGUUCAAUUAUCAGAUCCAGCGAGAAGGCUGGAGCCCCGAGACGAAGUAUCCCUGCUCACCAUCCAUCCCAACCAGGGCAGUGCCCCCCUUGUGGUCACAGCCGAAGAUCCUCUGGCAGUUGAGCCUACUAGAGAUGUGCCAAAGGGACCACACAAGCUCCCGAUCAUGGUGGUGAGACGGAUAGGGGAGGACUACACCUCCAUUUGCGAUGAGAAUGAGCCAAGGGAGGCAUUGUCCAGUCUAAACAAGGACUGCCUCGCCUUUGUGAUAACUUACAUACUGUCUUCGAUCCUCCCACUGCGAGAAAAAAGCCUGCCAGCUGUGCAGAAGGUUGUAGCGAACAACAUCCAACGCCUCGACUUCUCUGAACUCUCCAGUCAGCCUCCACCGCACCAGUGUCCAUUGUCGCCAUUUGGGGGUGACCCCUUCUAUCUGCCCGACGGCAGCAAUGGGUGCGGAGGAGGAUGUGGCGAGCUGCCAGGAGGGUUGCCCGGUGGCUGUGGAAGCAACUAUCCGGACGACGAUGACAGCAGCCACGGAGCCGACCAAGGCAGCAACGGCGAAGGUGGCGACGGGAGCCAGGGCAAAGGGAAGGGCGCAGACACGAAUAGCCCUCAGUUCGCCUGUCCCUUCUUCCGGCACGACCCUUUCCGCUAUGAGAAGUGUCUCAAGUUUAAACUGAGCCGCUACAGCGAUGUCAAACAACACAUCAAGCGAUACCACGUCGUCGACUCGUACUACUGCCCUUCGUGCAUGCAACAAUGGAAGACACACUGCGAAGAGUAUGAGGCUCACAUGGCCGCGGGAUGCACCAAGGCAUCUACCCACAAGUACCUGGAUAAAGAAGAAGUCGAACACAUCAUCGGGAAGUCCAGGGUCAGAGGGCGAACCGGGAUGGACAAUUGGAUGGAGAUGUGGCGCCGAUUGUUCCCCGAAGAUGACAGGCUUGUCUCUCCGUUCUUGGACACGUACUUUGCGGAGAUGGCCAAUGCCUGCCGGGACAGAAACCGCCUGAAGAUUGAGGAGAAGUUGAAGUCCUGGAUAGCAGCCGGGGGCGAGCCAACCGAAGAGAAGAUGCGUGAGAUGGUCACGGAGAUCCAGGACUUGUGCUUGAACACGGCCCCGGCUGAGCCCCGAGUCUCUCGAAUGCCGAACCACUUGUACGCCAAGUCGACCGGAUCUCUUUCGAUCCAGGUCCAGGAAUCACGACCAAGAAACCAUUCGGAUCCUGGCCCAUCCUCGCUCGUGGUGCCGUGUGAGAAUCACGCUCCAGCGACGGCACCCUUGAUGUAUUCACAGGGCAGCAACGAGCAAUAUCUCUCGGUGCCGCCUAGAGAAUAUCGCCCUUCGCGUAAUAGCAUCAGCGCACUGCCUUUUCACACCCAGACCAUGGCCACUCAAGAGCAGCCUUUCCUGGGCCCCAGGAGCAGCUCGUUCAGCGGGGGCUUCACAACAACAAACUUUUCAGCAACCACCGACAUGUUCAAUGCUGCCAGUGGCCUCCAAUACAACGAGGCGGACUCCAACUUGCUGCUAGAGGAAUACCCCACGAUGGCGAGUCCGUGGGGAAUAGAGGAUAGCCUUGGCGCCGCACAGGGCCUGGGCAGCGUCGCGGGUCGCGUCCAACUGGACUUCGACCCGUCGUAUCUGCAAGGCAUCCCGCCGCACAUUGGCCCCCAAGACCUUCUGGGAGCAGACUCGGGGAUGAUCAACACAUCUGAGCUUGGCAGCAUCGGUACGGGGAACACGCCACACCUAGAUGUGCCCUCGCCGUCAUCGUCGGCAAGGAGCAUACAGCUCGCGCAGCCGAAGCGGAAGGCCUCCAAGUCUGCCGACGCAAAGCAGCCCACGGCCAAGCGUGGUCCGACCCGAUACUCGGGUACAUGA